AUGUUCUUCUUCAACUCGCGCAUUAUAUCCAGUUCCGGAGGCACCUAUGGUGACAAUAGCGACCUCAACGUCGCUGAGUUGAAAGCUAUCAUGAAGAACCUCAUCAUUCAUGAUCGUCCCCAGAAGACCCAAGCCGCUGUGUGGGCUACUGACCUCGACAAGUCGACCAAGAAGCAGUUCCAGAGCCCCUUCGAUAGCGCCCCAUACACGCUUCAGCCCGGGUCGUCGAUUCGCAACUUUAACGUUCGUAUUGGCUCGACUCAGGUGUUCGAUAUCAGUCAUGACUAUGAUUUCCACCACUUCACUAAUGAGAUUGCUAAAAUCUCUUCGAUCAAUGGUGACCUGACUCCUGAGCUUGUCAAUGGUCUACUUGACUAUCAGACGUGGUCGCUCACAAACCGCAUGCUUAUUGCCGAUGUCAGUCGCCUGACUGAGCGCGAUGUACCCCAGGCUAUUCAGAUCCAAGUCGCGCUCCCUCGCUCCUCCGCAGCCAUGUCCAAGCGCGCGCACUCCAAGAUCUCGUCGGGCGGCGUGCUCAACAGCAUGCUCAGCUCGCUGUCGCGCACGAACGAGUCGGCGCUCACGGCCAAGAAGGCGGAGGCGCAGGUGGCCAAGCUCACGGCCGGCCGCGGCCAGACCAUCGCCGUGGACGACAACUCGGCCGCGCCCGACGCCGCCAUCGCCCAGUUCCUUCAGGACAUGCGCGCGCUCAUCGACGAGAAGGGCUUCGGCGCCAACGUGGAGGUGGAGCUGCGGCUCGGCCGCAUCACGUCGUGUCUGCAGGAGGCGCGCUGCCGCCCGUCCCAGGAGGGCGUGGACGCCGCCGUGGUGCUCUCGGACGCGCAGAUGAAGGCCGUGGGCGCCAAGUUCGUCCCCGGCGUGGCCGAGCUGGACUACAAGGGCUUCGUGCGCGGCGUGGAGGGCAUGCUGCGCGGAGACGCCUACUCGGAGCACAAGGAGAAGCAGGUGGUGCACAACAUGGCGCAGUCCAAGCGCGUGGUGCAGGACGUGGACCCGCAGAGCAACAUGCGCGGCAAGCCCAUGGUGCAGGUGAAGGAGCGCCUCGGUUCCAUCGACAUCUUCAUGCCGCACUGCCAGUACGACUGCCGCGUGUCUAUCUCGUGCGAGUUCCCUAUGCGGGAGCUGGAGGGAGACAUGAGCGAGAUGCCGGCGGCCGAGAACAUCCGCCACAAGGACCGCGUCUCAGCCGUCGGACGGGACCUGCGUGUCGACCUCACCAAGGUGCUCGAGGAGAGCACGAACAAGAAGUCGUACGAGGUGGAGGUGGAGCUCAGCGAGCCGGCGGUGAACGGGUGGCUCAGCCAGCCCGAUGAAAACGGACAGAGCUGGAAGAGCGCGAUCGAGACGUCGUCCUUGCUGUGGAAGAUGGUGAAGUACUUCAUGCCGAACUCUGGCCAGGCGUUCAAGCGCCACUGGGACUUCCCAGGCGCCACUGAGGUGCAAAACGCCUACCAGGGCCGUCUGGGCAUCCGCGGCAAAUUCAGUGGCACGAUGCCCGUGGGCUUCGCGCGUUGGCAUAUUCCACUUGUGCAGAGUCGCGAGUACUUCGUUUCCGAGAAGACGGACGGCGUUCGCUAUUUCCUGGUUGUAGCCGGAGGCACUACAGUGCUGGUAGACCGCUCCAACUCCCCUUUUGCCGCAUCGGGCUUGGACUUGUUGAAGUUGGUGCUGCCUGAAGGCACGGUGCUCGAUGGCGAACUUGUGUUCCACCAGAAGGACAAGCGCUACGUGUUCAUCGCUUUCGACAUAAUCGCGACAGGUCCUUCGGCAGAGGACUCUCACGUGGACAAGCCGUUCGUCGAGCGUCUCAGGAUAUUGAACGAUUUCCUGUCGGAAGAGGGCCCUUAUGCUUCGGGCAUUCGUAACCUGGACAUCAACCGGCACGCGAUCAUGCUGAUCUUGCGCAAGAAGUGGGUGCCGCACCGCCACAUCAUGGAGGUGUUCCGUCAGAUCCAGCGAGUCCAGAAGCGCGACCACAGCAUGGCGCGCAUCUACAGUGACGACAAGCGUGUGCACUACACGGAUGGUGUGGUGUUCUGCCCCAACACGAAAUACGUGACCAACACGCACCAGGAAUACCUGAAGUGGAAGUGGUCUGACCUGAUCACUGUGGACUUUAUGGCCACGUUGAACCAGGCAGGCGACGGCGUUCAGCUGUCGUGCGGUGGCCCUCGCAACACGCACAUUGAGCUGGAUUCGAUUGUGCGGCUGGACCCCAAGGACGUGCCCAUCGUGGAGAAGCUGGUUUCAAGGACGCCCAACCGCCAAGCAGUGCUCGAGUUUGCUUUUAACGCAGACAAGGGUCUGUGGAACUACAAGUGCGCGCGCCCUGACAAGGACUGCGCCAACUACAUCCGUACGGUGCUCGGUUCGCUUGUAAAUAUGGCUGAAGGUAUCUCAGAGGAAGAGCUGCAGUACCGACUUACGAACCCGAACGGCCAGGAAUGGAACAGCCACAUGAAGCGCAUGCGCCGUUCACUGCUGGAGCAGCACAAGUAA
Messenger RNA from Phytophthora sojae, 2520 nucleotides. RefSeq lists its product as hypothetical. The record is from RefSeq and is a predicted model, not a curated record. Gene Ontology annotation, molecular function: mRNA guanylyltransferase activity; polynucleotide 5'-phosphatase activity; ATP binding. Bases 1 to 2520 code for a protein of 839 amino acids. Gene Ontology annotation, biological process: 7-methylguanosine mRNA capping. The transcript is spliced from 5 exons. Lineage: Eukaryota; Oomycota; Peronosporomycetes; Peronosporales; Peronosporaceae.